UCUGAGUUUUAGAGAAGCAGGUCGCUUCCGGGAGCGGCCGGGUUGCUCGGCGCCUUCCUCUCUAUCCGCGCGUGUCUGUGGUCGCAGGGGCCCAGCCCCUCGUCGCCGCCCGGCGGUGCUCGGACUCUGCCCUGACCCCAGCCGGGCAGCCGGGCCUGGCGUCUGUCAGAUCGCGGGCCAUGGUGGUCCCGGCGCCCGCGGCCAGGGCUGGCGCUAGGCCCAGGUUAGACCUGCAAUUUCUCCAGCGGUUCCUGCAGAUACAGAAGGUUUUGUUUCCAUCUUGGUCAUCACAGAAUGCCUUGAUGUUCUUAACCCUUUUGUCUGUGGCCCUACUAGAACAACUGGUGAUCUACCAGGUUGGCUUGAUCCCCAGUCAGUACUACGGGGUCCUGGGAAACAAAGACUUGAAUGGUUUUAAGACCCUGACAUUCCUGGCUGUCGUGCUUAUCGUUGUCAAUUCCAUGCUGAAGAGCUUUGACCAGUUCACCUGCAACCUGCUGUAUGUGAGCUGGAGGAAGGACCUCACCGAGCAUCUCCACUGCCUCUACUUCCGGGGCCGCGUGUACUACACCCUCAACGUGCUGCGGGAUGACAUCGAUAACCCGGACCAGCGGAUCAGCCAGGAUGUGGAGAGGUUCUGCCGGCAGUUCAGCACCAUGGCCAGCAAACUGAUCAUCUCCCCGUUCACCCUCACCUACUACACCUAUCAGUGCUUCCAAAGCACAGGCUGGCUCGGGCCUGUGAGCAUCUUCGGAUAUUUCAUCCUGGGAACCAUGGUAAACAAAAUGUUGAUGGGGCCCAUUGUGGCGAAGCUGGUGCAGCAGGAGAAGCUGGAAGGAGAUUUCAGGUUCAAGCACAUGCAGAUCCGGGUGAAUGCUGAGCCUGCUGCUUUUUUCAGAGCUGGGCACGUGGAGCACAUGAGGACAGACCGCAGGCUGCAGAGACUCCUUCAGACCCAGAGGGAGCUGAUGUCCAAGGAGCUCUGGCUGUACAUUGGCGUCAACACGUUUGACUAUCUGGGCAGCAUUCUGAGUUACGUUGUGAUCGCAAUCCCCAUUUUCAGUGGCAUCUAUGGAGACCUGAGCCCCACAGAGCUCAGCACCCUGGUCAGCAAGAAUGCCUUUGUGUGCAUUUACCUCAUCAGCUGCUUCACCACGCUCAUUGACCUGUCCACCACGCUCUCGGAUGUGGCUGGCUACACGCACAGGAUUGGGGAGCUUCAGGAGACCUUGCUGGACAUGUACCUGAAGUCACAGGAUGGUGAGAUCCUGGACGAGAGUGAGUGGGACUUGGACAGGGCCCCGGGAUGGCCAGCUGCAGAGCCAACAGACACAGCUUUUCUCCUCAAGCGGGUCUCCAUCUCUGCCCCCGCCUCUGACAAACCCUUAGUCAAGGAUCUGAGCCUGAGGAUCUCUGAGGGGCAGAGCCUGCUCAUCACGGGCAACACGGGCACUGGCAAGACCUCCUUGCUCCGGGUUCUGGGUGGCCUCUGGGCGAACACCGAGGGCUCAGUGCAGAUGCUGACAGACUUUGGACCCCACGGGGUGCUAUUCCUGCCACAAAAGCCGUUCUUCACUGAUGGGACCCUUCGGGAGCAGGUGAUCUAUCCCCUCAAGGAGAUCUACCCGGACUCAGAAGGAUGGACUUCUGGAAGAAAGCUUCUCUGUUUGGCAGGUGCUACUGAUGAUGAGAGGAUUAUGAGGUUCUUAGAGCUGGCAGGCCUGUCCAGCUUGGUGGCAAGGACAGAGGGUCUGGACCAGCAGGUCGAUUGGAACUGGUAUGAUGUUCUGUCCCCAGGAGAGAUGCAGAGGCUUUCCUUUGCCCGGCUCUUCUACCUGCAGCCGAAGUAUGCAGUGCUUGAUGAAGCCACCAGCGCCCUGACUGAGGAGGUGGAGAGCGAGCUCUACCGCAUCGGCCAGCAACUGGGCAUGACGUUCAUCAGUGUGGGGCACCGGCGCAGCCUUGAGAAGUUUCACUCCUUGGUUCUGAAACUCUCUGGAGAAGGAAGAUGGGAACUGACCCGAAUCAAAGGGGAAUGAAGCCAAGGUGACUGACCGCCAGGAGGAGAGCCAAGCUCGGGCCGGUCAGCAGUCCCCAGAGCUGAGCAGGAGGACUGAUGGGGCUUGGCACCAGCCCCAGACUGCCUCCCAGGGCCUGCCGCUGAGUCGCCCUCCCUGGGGCGCUCAGGACGCCUCCUGCUGCCUCAGCCUGAGCUCCCUACACUUGAAGUGCUAAUUACUUACAAAGUACCUCAGACUGUGUUUCCUAAAGAAAAAUCUGAAAGUGGGUCUUAUGAAGGGUCAAAGAGGGUCAGAAGAACAAGAAAUCUUUAAGAUCAGUUAUAUUUUGCAACAUUAGAUUUUUAACUUUAAUCUACUAUUUAAUUUUCUAACUUUUUAAAAAAGAUAAACAUUAAGAAAAAUAUUCUUAGCUUUCCCCCCUUUCUCUUUCUUCUCCAUUAUAAGAUCUUUUUAAUUCAAUCUUCAGACUCCUAUUUGAGAGCCUGGGGGGGAUGCCUCUGUGCUGGAAUCUCUGCUCGUGGUUUUCACUUCACUCCAGGCCUCUCCCCUUUCCGUUUGCCGGCUGUACCUGAGCCACUCACCUCUAGGGCCCUUCUUUUUCUCUUGUUUUAACCCAGAUGAACAUGAAGUAGUCCUGCAGUUUCAGUUACCCUCAGUUACCCGCAGUGAGCAGAUCCUCCUGAUGUAGGUCAGAAGGUCAGCAGCAGCCUAAGGCGGCUGUGCCUGCAUCACUCACCACACUUCACCCCACCACGGAGGCCUUUUUUCAUCUCAGCAUCACAAGAGAAGGGGGUGUACAGAAUAAUAAGAUAUUUUGAGAGAGAGAGACACCACAUUCACAUAAUUAUUAUUUUGUUAUAAUUGUUCUAUUUUCAGUUAUUGUCAUUAAUCUCCUACUGUGCCUAAUAUAUAAACUAAACUUUAUCAUAGUGUGUAUGUAUAUACAGAAAAAACAUGGUAUAUAUCAGGUUCAGUACUCUGUGGUGGGGGUCUUGGAACAUAUCCCCAACAGAUAAAGAGGGACUAAGUGUAAAUCCCUUUCCCCUCAAUUAAAGUAAGGUUGAGAUUUCUCAAAAGUGAUCUAUGUUAGGGAACAACAACAGGUUGAACAGACAAAACUCAGAAAGCACAAAAGCAUGAGACAAAGUUACUGAGCCCAAAGUCCUUUUUCUAGAACAGUGUUCCCCAAAGUUCAGUUGUCAGGGUUGCUGCUUCUUCCCCUCCAGGCUCUAAAACAUGAGUCUGGAGAUUCAAUUAAAAAGUUACCAAGUCCAA
Manis javanica (Malayan pangolin) is the source of this 3296-nucleotide messenger RNA. It is a transcript of the gene ABCD4, whose product is annotated as ATP binding cassette subfamily D member 4. Gene Ontology annotation, cellular component: peroxisomal membrane. The record is from RefSeq and is a predicted model, not a curated record. NCBI's taxonomy places the organism in Eukaryota, Metazoa, Chordata, Mammalia, Pholidota, Manidae. Gene Ontology annotation, molecular function: ATP hydrolysis activity; long-chain fatty acid transmembrane transporter activity; ATP binding. Gene Ontology annotation, biological process: long-chain fatty acid import into peroxisome; peroxisome organization; very long-chain fatty acid catabolic process.